UAUUUAUUUUAUUGUUUUAAAACUCUAUAAUAUUAAUUGACUAACAAUUGGAACAGUCCACGAAUGAUUCACGGAGAUUCGAACUGGCGGAAACACCAAUUUCCAAUAGGAUUUCGAUUUUGAGUCGACGCCAGGCAGGUGGUGGGAAAAAAAUAGGCACGCGCGUUGCGUUCCGUUACGGGACAUGACGACACGUCAGGAUGAGCGUGGCAGCUGCGGAAGUGAUGAGGCCAUGGUACCGCAUUUACCCCACACUUCGGACAUGGCCAACUUUCUGGUACAUCCUCAGCAACAACAGUUGCACCAUUCUCAUCACCAACAGCAAGGACAACCGCCGCCUCCGAUGAUGUGGCCACAGCAACAACAUAUGAGCCCCACAUUUCCACCGCAUCAUCAACAUCACCAGCAGCCGUCGCUGCCUCAGCAACAGCAAAUUUUCAAUGAAUAUAUGUAUAACGUGGCGUAUUCGCCUGCGCAAACGGAGACCUACUCUGUUCUGCCCAUGCAAUUACAUCUUAAGGUCUACCACUGUGCUGAUAAUCUAGGGAGUGCCCCCGCUGCUGUUAAUGAAAGCAAUGCAGCUCUCUUCGCGCCGCAAAAUGCGGCAUAUCCCCAUAUCAACAUAGCGCCACUUCCGAGCCAACUUCAUCAGCCAACGCAACCGCAGCAGCCACCAACACCCCAGCAACAACAACCAACACCACCGAUGCAAGCGCAAUUUUAUGAAUUGUUUGCCACCAAUCCGCUGCUGCCAAAUCCUGAAAUGAAUAUUGCAGUACCGUCACAACAGCAGCAACAGCAGCAGCACCACCACCAACAACAUCAACAACAACAGGCGCCCUCUUUUAGGCAAUUUGAGGAGCCACGCGGUAAUGCUGCCACGAGCACGGCGAAUAGCAGCUCGAAUCUGUUUAACAACCUUGUUAGCAAUUGGUCGCCCAAUCUAACCGGCGGUACCUACACACAGUUUGGCGCAGAAAUCACAGACCCCAAUACCAACAGAAAUUACAAUGAAUCGCCAAUGCCAGUACAACAGCAACAGCAUCAUCAGCAACCACCACUGCAGCAGCAGCAACAACAGCAACAGUACAAUGUCAAGGCCCCAGUUACCUUGGCAUCCUCACCGUCAGCAAAGACUGCAGAUAAAUUCAAUGCCGGUUUGAACCUUGCAUCCAACACUGCCAGCACUAAGACAAAUAAUGUCGUUUCGGGCUUGCCCGAGACUAAGAAACGUAUUGUCGCCGAGGUUAAACCCAUGCCCAUGUCAUACUCUGAUGUGUUGAGCAAGGGCACGUUACGUUCGAUGGCAAACACAAGCAACUCGGGUGAAGGACGCAUCAGCAAUGGUCUGGAUGCUAAUCUGACGCAAUCGCGUCGUCAAGGCGUCAAGGAUGAAGUUAGUCACCAGACACGUUCAUCAAAACGCUCGCCCUUGCAUGAAGCCAAGGAUGCGGCUGGGGGAGCGAUGCAGUCGUCAACGACCAAUGCGAUCGGUAACUCUAAUGGUAAUCGCAACAAGAAACGUGGACAUGGCCAUCAAGCUUCUUCACAGAAAAUACAACAGGCGCAACAGAUCCAGCAGCAGGCGCCCAACAAGUCUACAAAACCACAACCGUUGGCAACGCAGGAUAAAAAGCGGUUAACAAAUACACCCACGCAGCUUAAAACCAACAGCACUAAUAAUAGCAAUGGCAAUAGUAGUGGAUAUAGCGUUAAAAGCAACGACAACACAAACAAGGCAACAGCAAGCAACAACAACAAUAAUGCACCAGCAAGUGCAGCACAGCAAACAACGCGGAAGACGAAUGUCAACAAAAUGAACAACACCUAUAACGCCUCCAAUGGAAACUACUCGAAUGCCAACAAUACGGGAAACUCUUCUAAUACUGGUAACAAUAACAACAGCAGCAACAACAAUUCAAGUUCCUCAUCCAAGCGCUACUACAAUUCCACAUCAUCAAAUACAAACCUGAACUCGAACUCUGGCGGCUACUCAUACUCCUCGAAACGGAACCGGGGCAAUGCUUAUUCCUCAAACUCUCCCUCUCAUGCCAGUUCCACGCCCAACCGUAACUACGAGCUGGCCAAGCGGAUAUUACACACUUGGUGGAUCUGGACGUUGAAAUUGCUGACCUGGCUGUUUUAUUUGGUCUACGAUAUUGUCGUACUCGGCUGCAGUAUGGCUUAUGAACGUUUGACAACCGCUUACAUUGCGGGCCUAGCAUAUGCACAGCAACUGCAUAAGGAACUAAAGCAAAAUUCGGGGAAACCGAGCAUCUGGUGGCGCAACUAUUGGCGACGCUUCGAUGCUCGCUUCAAAAAGAACUCAUGUUGGGCUUUUUGGCGAAGAUUCUACAAACGCAAACCACCGGAGCCACCGACCGAGGCAUUUAAGACUGGUCGACUUCCGCAGACGGGCGAAGAGGCCAUGUUCUCUCUGUUGAAUUGCAAAGGCAAGGAUGCCUACAGCAUAUUAGGCUUACCACCGGACAGCCCUCAAGAACAAGUACGUAAACAUUACAAGAAAAUUGCUGUGCUCGUUCAUCCCGAUAAAAACAAGCAGGCUGGCGCCGAGGAGGCAUUCAAGGUGCUACAACGUGCAUUUGAAUUAAUUGGGGAACCGGAAAAUCGUCUUGCCUAUGACCAAAGCUUAGCCGAAGCGUUGCAUGCCGAAAAAGCUUGGACAGAGCUGCACGAUCUGCUGUCACAGCUGCAAACGAAAAUGACGGAAGCGGCCAAUACUAUAAGAUGCAGUACAUGCGCGCAGCGCCAUCCUCGCAAACUAACCGAACGUCCUCAUUAUGCAGCGCGUGAAUGCGCUUCCUGUAAGAUACGUCACUCAGCCAAAGAUGGCGACAUCUGGGCUGAGACUAGCAUGCUGGGCCUGCGCUGGAAAUAUCUGGCACUGAUGGAUGGCAAGGUGUACGACAUAACCGAAUGGGCCAAUUGCCAAAAAGGUGCUCUGUCGCACCUGGAGCCGAAUUCUCACAUGGUGCAGUAUCGCAUUGUUCGUGGCGCCCAACAGCAACAGCAGCACCAACAGCAACAACAACAGCAUCAACAGCAGCAGCAACAGCAGCAGCAACAGAAUCACCAACAUCAUCAGCAGCAUCAACACGAGCGUGGUGGACAUCAUCAUGGUGGUGUUGGCGGUGUUAGCGGUGUGAGCGAGGCCACGUUGCACGAAUUUCUGGAUAAUUUGUAUAGUGGCCAGCAUCCUGGUGGAGCGCCCAAUGCCACGCCCUUUGCAAAUAAUACACGUCGCCGUGCGCGCCGCAAUUGAAGCCGUAGUUUUAAGUGUUUUUAAAAUCUCUAAUAAAUCCGCAGCUAUUCUAGCACAGAGAGCGCAGAAACUGUGUGAUUUUCACUCAUUUACACACAAGACACCCCUUUUAACCAUGCACACAAUCACUCACAAAUUCAAUGAACCAUUCACCAUCUUUUUUAAUCCACAGAUACGCUUUGCUUGAUAUUGUGAAAAUAUUGUAUUCGUGUACAAUUUUCUAUCAUAAUUUUUGAUUACAUUUACAUUUAGACUCUACCCCUUCAAUAGAUUCUAUGUAUGUACUAUAAUUUCGCCUGUCCCAGUUCUCUAAUGGACAGCUCUAACAUGCGCCUAGAUCGUACUAAACAAGAUAUUUAAUUUUAAGUUAUAUUAAUGAGCCACGCGUAUUUCAAGUAUACGUGCCGAAAUCAAACACAGCAUGUAAAAUCUAACAAAAGCAAAAUAUAAACGUUAUUCAACUGA
Molecule: messenger RNA, 3748 nt
Organism: Scaptodrosophila lebanonensis
Lineage: Eukaryota; Metazoa; Arthropoda; Insecta; Diptera; Drosophilidae
Exons: 6
Coding region: 185-3283 (1032 amino acids)
Molecular function (GO): dopamine receptor binding
Source: RefSeq, a predicted model, not a curated record